This is a messenger RNA of Neocloeon triangulifer, 2325 nucleotides long. Its product is annotated as proto-oncogene tyrosine-protein kinase receptor Ret. NCBI's taxonomy places the organism in Eukaryota, Metazoa, Arthropoda, Insecta, Ephemeroptera, Baetidae. Gene Ontology annotation, biological process: multicellular organism development; cell surface receptor protein tyrosine kinase signaling pathway; positive regulation of kinase activity. The transcript has 11 exons. Bases 123 to 2249 code for a protein of 708 amino acids. The record is from RefSeq and is a predicted model, not a curated record. Gene Ontology annotation, molecular function: ATP binding; transmembrane receptor protein tyrosine kinase activity. Gene Ontology annotation, cellular component: signaling receptor complex; axon.
GUGGUGUGCGCGUUCCAUUAUUGCUGUUGCCGUCUUUGGAGGCGGCUCGAGCGGGGGCGGCCCACUAAUUGCCAUGGCUUGAUCCAACUUCCUGUUCCGAAACUAGCCUAGACCGGUUCUAGAUGCUGCUCCUUAAGGCGACUCUCUUCACCUGUACCUCGCUAAUCGUUCUUCAGUCAGGCUGCGUCCAUUCAGCGAAAGAGGAACUUUUAUCAUCAACUGCAUCUCCUUCUUCCAAAACGGCAAAUAGAAGCAACAGAUCAAAGGAGCGACUCAAAGGGCCUCUUUAUCCGGCAACAAAGUUGAUCGUUUCAAGAAAUUCUGCACUUUUUCAACGAGUUUCGCAGCCAAAAGGCGGAUUCAAACCAGUUAAAGGGUGGAAGUUUAGAUUGGAAAGCUCGACUGAAUGGGCGGCCAUCACACCAAAUUCGGGCAUUAUUUACAUUUCUAACCCAAAAGCCCUUCACUCAUACAAACAGGACUCGGAAAACUUGACAGUUUCGGUUUACAAGGCGGCUAACGAGUCCGAGAGUUUUUUGCAUUGGAUUGAAAUUGAGCUGGACAGAAAUGAAACCCAGUGUGGCAACGAUUCCGAAAAUGAAACUCUUUGCGCUGAAUUUUCCACAAGAGAAACAUGCAGAAAGGGCUGCGGCGUGUCAACUUCAUCAUUUUGCUCAUGGCGCAGCGCCCAAAUCGCACUUAAUGCCACUUCUAAUUUUACGCAGAUUUAUGCCACCUGCACCCCCGACAUUGUCUUCUGCCCUAAUAGAGUUUGCGAUGAACUCGAGGAGAUGGAUUUUCAUAUUUGCCCGCAAGACUGCACAGAGUAUGUUUACGGAUCGGGCAUGCUGAAUGAUGGGGAAAGAGGCGAUCGAGGGAUUAAUGCUGCCUCAGGGGUCUGCUUCUGCAACAGUUUUGGCAAAUGCACUUGCUCUAAUGAGAAAAGUUCAGCCGCCUCAUUUCGAAGUCAAAAAUCAGACGUCACUCGCGGCAGUCUGGCGCGCGACAAGCCAAAGGAGAACUCAGCAAGUAGCGGGUGUGAUAGAACUUGCAUGGUUUUCCUCAGUGGGUGCGUAGUUCUCCUUCUUGUAAUCCUGCUUGCAGCAACCGUUUACACUAAAAGACUCGUACAUUUUGCGCGAAUUAUUCUGACGAGAAGAGAGGCUUUGCUGGAGCCAAAGGAGAGUUCUCUGUGCGAGUGGGGCGCCGCGCAAACAAUAGAAAACGCUGGUGCAGGAGCAACCUGUGACGAGCAAGAAACAAAACUGUAUUGUGUCCCCAACGUAAAGUACUUGCCGCUCGAUCCAAAGUGGGAAUUCCCGCGCGAAAGGCUGCACAUUGAAAAGGUGGUGGGUGAGGGCGAGUUUGGCCGAGUCCUGCAAGCAUCUGCUAUCGACCUGCCAGGUGUUCCAGGUCGAACUAUGGUGGCUGUGAAGGCGUUGAAGAAUGGUGCUGGCAGCAAUGAACUCAAUGACCUACUCACAGAAUAUGAGCUACUCAAGGAGGUGUCACAUCCAAAUAUAAUCCGUCUGCUAGGUGCCUGUACGUGUACGGGAGGCCCAAUUUUCAUCAUUAUCGAAUAUGCAGACAGGGGGUCGCUAAGGGGCUAUUUAAGAGGAUGUAGGAGGGGAGGGAGAGAAGCUCUGGAAGCCGAAAGACUCAGUUUGAAAACGUUGAUCUCAUUUGCUUGGCAGAUUAGCAAAGGAAUGGAAUAUCUUAGUGAAAUGAAGAUGGUGCACAGAGAUUUAGCGGCUCGAAACAUAUUGCUGACUUCCAAGGGAGUGUGCAAAGUUUCAGACUUUGGGCUGUCACGAGAUGUGUACGAAGAUGAUACAUAUCUAAAGCAAAGCAGAGGAAAAGUUCCGGUCAAGUGGAUGGCCCUGGAGUCUCUAUCAGAACAAGUCUACACGAGCAAAUCAGACGUGUGGAGCUACGGUGUUUUAAUUUGGGAGCUCCUUACCCUAGGACUGGCGCCGUACCCCGGGAUUGCAAUACAAAGCCUCUUUGAUUUGCUCCGAGCAGGCUACAGAAUGGAAAAUCCAGUGCCAAAUUCUAAUUGCAAAUUGUAUCAUUUGAUGCAAGCCUGCUGGGAAGUACAUCCUGUUCGAAGGCCGAGUUUCAAGCACAUAACCUCAAUUUUGAAUACAAUUCUACAGGAGGGCUCUGAUUACCUGGACAUUACUACAGACAUUGUUAUCAAUCAAGAAUAUAUGCACAUUCAGCCUGAUGGUCUUGAUGUUGAAUGUUAAAAUAUGAUUAUUAUGUUGGUGUCUACUACAGAAAAUGAAAUAAAUGGUCUAUAUGCACCUUUUGGACCAAUUAUAU